AUGUCUCCUAAUAUGUCUGUCUAUCCAGUCUUCUCAGCUGCUUUGACACUGGAAACACUUAAAUUAUCACCACCAAACAAUUAUCUAGCUUUCAUCUUUGGGACACUAACCUAUUUAACCAUCGUCGUUUGCAACAUAGUGGUUCUUUCCGUUAUUGUCACGAGUAAAGAACUGCAUAAACCCAUGUAUAUUCUAUUAUUCAACAUGCCACUGAAUGACCUGGUGGGUGCAACUGCUUUUUUCCCACAAAUGGUCUUUAGUCUUUUGUCCCAGAAUAUUUUCAUAUCCCAUAUUGCGUGCAUCUUGCAAGCAUUUCUUAUACACUUGUAUGGAGCUGGAGCCCUUCUCAUCCUAACUGUCAUGGCCUAUGAUAGGUAUGUUGCCAUAUGCAAGCCUCUGAGGUACAACUCCAUUUUUACUAACAGCUACCUGAUUAAACUCAUCAUUCUCAUGUGGACUGUGGACUUCAGCCUGAUCCUCAUUCUGUUUACAUUACUCACUCGACCUAAAAUUUGCAGGACAGAAAUAAUGGACCCAUACUGUAAUAAUCCUGCUUUGGUUAAGUUAACAUGUGGUGACACAAGGAUCAAUAACUACUAUGGUCUGUUUAUAACUGCAUUUUUCCAAGGCCUGUCAUUGUCUGUGGUGAUUUACACUUACGUGCAGAUCCUGAUAGCUUGUGUCUCAUCAACUAAUAGAACAAAUGCAAGAAGCAAGGCACUCCAAACCUGUGCCACACAUUUAGUAGUUUUCUUGAUUUUUGAGAUCACAAUUUUGUUCAAUGUGCUUGCUUAUCGUAUACAAGGCUUAUCAACAGGUUUGCACAAGUUUUUUGGAGUAAUGAUGCUUACAUUUCCUCCUUUUGUAAACCCUUUGAUAUAUGGCCUAAAGACUAAAGAAAUUAAACAGAAAAUUACGAUUGUUUUCUGUAAAUAG
Molecule: messenger RNA, 936 nt
Organism: Clupea harengus (Atlantic herring)
Lineage: Eukaryota; Metazoa; Chordata; Actinopteri; Clupeiformes; Clupeidae
Product: olfactory receptor 52Z1-like
Biological process (GO): detection of chemical stimulus involved in sensory perception of smell; G protein-coupled receptor signaling pathway
Cellular component (GO): membrane
Molecular function (GO): G protein-coupled receptor activity; odorant binding; olfactory receptor activity
Source: RefSeq, a predicted model, not a curated record